AGUCCCGGGGGCGAGCUGCAGGGUUGGGGGGAGAGGCGACAUGGGAGUGCACCUCCUGCAGAGGUACCCGAGCUGAGCGACGGGGUUCCAGUACCCAGCCCCGGGUCGGUGGGAGGCGUCGUUACUGUCUGUGGCCUGCAAACUGAGGUGCGCGGGCCGAUACGGGUGGACGUCCGAGCGCUCCUGUACCAGGACGUGUGCACUACGAGCUUCGCAGACUGCGGAUUCGAGGCAGCUUGAUGUUCCGGUGGUUGCUCGGAGGCUCGACUAAGGAGGAGGGUAUCAAGAAACUGAUAAUGUUUCCUUGAAUUCGCUUAUGUAUUUGUUUCAUCAAUGUCCCUCAUAUUGAAUAUCUUAAGAGAAAUACUGGAAUAUUUUGGUGUCCCCAUAGACCAGGUUUUGCAGAUUAGAGAAAAUAAAGACUAUGGAUCAGCUCGGAGUAUUGUUCGUAUUAUUGGGAAAAUUCUUCCUUUAGAACCUUGUCCCAGGCCUAAUUUUGAGUUAAUCCCACUGUUGAACUCUGUAGACUCUGGUAACUGUGGAUCUGUAGUUCCAUCUUUUGCUGAUACUUUGUGUGUGGCAAAUGAUGAAGAAGCCAGUUAUCUCAGAUUUCGAAGUAGUAUAUGGAAACAUGAAGAAGAGGAGAAAAUGGAAUUUUUCCAUUCUUUGCAACCAGUUUGGAAUCCAUUGUCACCUGCUCUUAGACAGAAUAAACGAAUGAAAAGUGACGGGCCUGUAGGUGAAGCAACAUUUAAAAAGAUAGCUGCCCUCGAAGAGGAGCUGACUUUUCUCCGUACUCAGAUUGCUGCGAUCGUGGGAAGGCAGGAACCGAGAGCCAGAGCCAGCUUCUUUGACUUGAAUGACGAGCCUAGCAGUGUGGGACAAAGACCGUCACCAGGGACUGCUGAACUGAGUGCCCAACCAGAUCCAUUUUCAAGUUCAGUGCUUUUUCCACCCCACCCCCUCCCUCCUCCUCCUCCUCCUCCACUGCCCCCUCAACUUUUUUCUCCACAGCCUGCAUGUUCUCCUCUCACACAGCCAGGAUCUAAUAACAUGUGUGACUCAGAUAAUUCAGCAAAUGAAAUGAAAAAACAGCACCCACGUGAUAGUAAGACCAAUUACAGUCAUUCAAAAAACCAUGAUGUUCCAAACAUGUUGGAUGUUCUAAAGGACAUGAAUAAGGUUAAGCUUCGUGCUAUUGAACGGUCACCUGGAGGUAGACCCAUUCAUAAGAGGAAAAGACAAGAUUCACAUUGGGAUCCGGCGUCUUUGAUAUCCCAUGCGCUUAAGCAGAAGUUUGCCUUCCAAGAAGAUGAUUCCUUUGAGAAAGAAAAUAGGUCUUGGGAAUCUUCUCCAUUUUCUAGUCCAGAAACUUCAAGAGUGAGCUAUAAUAACGUAAAGCUAAUGUUUUGAUUUUCUGAAGUGUGUUGUUCAUCAUCUGUGGCCGCCUUCAGGGUUCCUUGGAGCGCUUGCGCAGAAUGGGCCAUGCACUUGUGUGCCAGUACCGCCCAGGUUUCUCAUGUUUCUGUUCACGUUCACACAUUCCUUUUCGCUUUUAGCUUACUAUGAAGUCUUUUGAAAUAAAACACUUGAUUUGAAAAAAUACUUGUGCGUGAGUUGGUCAAGGUUUCUCCUGCCAGGUUGCUAACUGCCCUCGCUGUCUGCAGUUGGACGGGGGUGUCUGAAACUCGGAGAGACCAAAGAACAGCCACAGACUCAACCUCCCCAGAGUGAAAUGAAGACUCCCACUAUUUUUCCUCAAAUAUAAAGACUGGGUUAUUUAGUUAAAUAGAAUGUUAACAGUGCUUUUAAAAAGGCAACUGGGAUCAUAAUCAUCUUCAAUGACAAUGCUUCUUGGUUGUUUAAAGGGACACAUGCCUGUAUUUCAAACACUUGACCCUUGAGAUUGUCUUUUUUAAAUUUAAUUUUAUUAUGUAAGUCAAUCAGAGAAGGACAUGUAUCAUAUGAUCUCACUGAUAGGAGGAAUUCUUGAUCUCAGGAAACGGCUGCUGGAGAUUGCUUAUUGGAAGUCCCUUUUCUUUAAUUCAGACAUUAGUUUGGGGGGUUGCUUUUCCCAUCCCACGGCUUA
Messenger RNA from Zalophus californianus (California sea lion), 2089 nucleotides. RefSeq names its product mitochondrial fission regulator 2 (gene MTFR2). NCBI's taxonomy places the organism in Eukaryota, Metazoa, Chordata, Mammalia, Carnivora, Otariidae. The record is from RefSeq and is a predicted model, not a curated record. Gene Ontology annotation, cellular component: mitochondrion. Gene Ontology annotation, biological process: mitochondrial fission; aerobic respiration. The transcript is spliced from 7 exons. The coding region runs from base 334 to 1413 and encodes 359 amino acids.